AUGUAUGUGAAAUGGUUUGAUACAGUAAUGUUUUACUAUGUGAUUUUAAUGAAUGUCACUUUUUGUCAUUUUCAAAUUUCCCGCCGUCCCAUCCCCGUACGUCCCGACGCUCGCAGGGGACGGAACCUAGAUGACAGAUGUCGGCAUCCGCCAGAUUACAUUGCCGGGGACACUGCAGGAGGGACAUCGGGGGAGCGCAGGACAAGGUACUGUAAGUGAUCGAGGGAUCGUGGAGCAGCACCGCCGGGUAUUCACGAGUGUAGCUCGGGGUUACCGCUUGUGCUACACUCGGGAAUAACGCCAGGGAGGCUAC
Messenger RNA from Staurois parvus, 313 nucleotides. The record is from the annotation of a GenBank genome assembly. NCBI's taxonomy places the organism in Eukaryota, Metazoa, Chordata, Amphibia, Anura, Ranidae.